Molecule: messenger RNA, 1182 nt
Organism: Gongylonema pulchrum
Lineage: Eukaryota; Metazoa; Nematoda; Chromadorea; Rhabditida; Gongylonematidae
Source: the annotation of a GenBank genome assembly
AUGAAUAACGGCAGUGCUCCGGACACAAUCACUGGUGGCAAAACACUCGAACUUACCAGUUAUGACCGAGUGUAUGGUCUUGCCUUCUUAAGUCAUUUUAUUUAUGCAUUAUAUUUUGAACUUAUUUCUGGGCCAAAGCCUUCGUCUGAAUUUGCCAUGUUUCAGCAUCGACGGCCACAUAAAGCUGUCACGGAUUCAACGGAAAUACGAAUUAGUACUCGAAUGCUUUCCUCGGAACUCUGCUGUCCGAUAUGUCUGGAUUUAUUGACAACAACGAUGACCACAAAGGAAUGCCUGCAUCGUUUUUGCAGCGAAUGUAUCACCACAGCGCUAUUACGAGGUAACAAGGAAUGUCCAACAUGCCGGAAGAAAUUGGUGUCGAAGCGCUCUUUACGGCCGGAUCCCAAUUUUGACGCCUUGAUCAACAAGAUUUGGCCGGAUCGACAGAUUUAUGAACAGAUGCAGCAGAAAGCAAUGGAAAUGUUCCACCAGCAGAGCAACGUGGAAGCACUGCAGAAAAGUAUCGAAGCAGGCAUGAAAGCGCAAGCAGCAAAUCGACGCCAACGUGUCCAGGGCUCCUACGACUACGAAAAAAGAAAACGGCGUCUUCGAAGUGAAAUUCACUACCUUUCCUAUAAUAAUUCGCCGGAGAGCAAUUCGCCAGAAGGCAGCGCCGAAGGCGACGAAACUGAUUUGCACGCAAGGCAUGAGGACACUCUUUCUGCAGCGAACACAUCAAGCGCUUGGCCCACUGCCACUCGUCUUAUCGAAAGAAAACGGCGUCUUCGAAGCGAAAUUCAUUAUCUUUCCUACAAUAAUUCGCCGGAGAGCAAUUCGCCAGAAGGCAGCGCCGAAGGCGACGAAACUGAUUUGCACGCAAGGCAUGAGGACACUCUUUCUGCAGCAAACACUUCAAGCGCUUGGCCCACUGCCACUCGUCUUAUCGAUUCCGAUUCCCUUUCUUCCACCACGGAUACUUCUCUCACUACGGAUAGCUCUGACUUGUCGAGCAGUGCUUCAGUUUCUAUGGAGCCGAGUUCAGUUACGCAUACUGAUGGGCGGCUUCUUGUGCCGCCACUGAAUGUUUGUACGCUGAAAGAUCGCAUGCAUAAAUGGCUUGCCGAAAAUCCAUCAUCUCCGUUAACUCCGGAUGAAGGCAUGGGAGAACAGCUGGAAAGACGA